AUGGCUACCACACUCUUCCGCCCCGCCACGGCGCGCGUCACCAGCGCCGAGACUCAAGGACUGGUCGCCCUUGAGCUCGAAGACGGUGCCGUCUACCAGGGCUACAGCUUCGGUGCGCCUAAGAGCAUUUCUGGCGAGCUGGUCUUCCAGACGGGUUUGGUGGGGUAUCCCGAAUCCAUCACGGACCCCUCCUACCGCGGCCAGAUCCUCGUCAUCACCUUCCCCUUAGUCGGCAACUAUGGCGUGCCCCCGAGGGAAGCCCUCGACGAGCUCCUCGGCAGCCUUCCAGCGCACUUCGAGUCGUCUCAAAUCCACGUCGCCGGUCUAGUCACGGCCACAUAUGCGGGAGAAGACUUCUCUCACUACCUCGCGAACUCAUCCCUCGGGACAUGGCUCAAGGAGCAGGGCAUCCCCGCCAUGUACGGCGUCGACACCCGCGCCUUGACAAAGCGCAUUCGAGAGGAGGGAAGCAUGCUUGGUCGCAUGCUUCAAGAGAAACAGGACCUGACCAAUGGGGCCAAUGACGACGUCGACGGCCUCGAACUCCCGGGCGUAAUGGGCGACUGGAGGCCCCGUUUCGAGUCAAUGGGCUGGGUCAACCCCAACGAGAAGAACCUCGUAGCAGAGGUCUCUAUCAAGGCGCCCAAGUUGUACCGACCGUCCGAGACCAACGCCCUGAAGCACUCCUCGGGCCGCCCGCUCCGCAUUCUCUGUCUCGAUGUUGGUAUGAAAUACAACCAGCUCAGAUGCUUCCUCAAGCGCGGUGUGGAAGUCCUAGUCUGUCCUUGGGACUAUGACUUCCGCAGCGAGACCUACGACGGCUUGUUUGUCUCCAACGGUCCCGGUGACCCGGCGAUUUUGGACACCACAGUCAAGCGCAUCGCCGCCGCCCUCGAGGAAAACCGCACCCCCAUCUUUGGCAUCUGCUUGGGUCAUCAGCUGCUUGCCCGGGCCGCUGGGGCCAAAACUACCAAGCUCAAGUUUGGUAAUCGCGGGCACAAUAUCCCCUGCACCAGCUUGGUGACCGGCAAAUGCCACAUCACCUCUCAGAACCACGGCUACGCCGUCGAUGCCGCCACUCUUCCCACCGGCUGGCAGGAACUGUUUGUCAAUGCCAACGACGGCAGUAACGAGGGUGUAAUGCAUCUUGACCGGCCGCACUUCAGCGUGCAGUUCCACCCUGAAAGCACCCCCGGCCCCAGGGACACCGAGUUCCUGUUUGACGUCUUUAUCCAGGCCGUCUCCGACUGCGCCGCUGACAGCAGCCUGCUGCAGAAGGGUGUCCAAUUCCCCGGCGGCACUGUCGAGGAGAACAACAGGCUCCACCCUCGCGUCUCCGUCAAGAAGGUCCUUGUGCUCGGCAGUGGUGGUCUGAGCAUCGGCCAGGCCGGUGAAUUCGACUACUCUGGUAGUCAGGCGAUCAAGGCUCUGAAGGAGGAAGGCAUCUACACCGUUCUCAUCAACCCCAACAUUGCAACCAUCCAAACCUCCAAGGGCCUCGCCGACAAGGUCUACUUCCUGCCCGUCAAUGCCGAGUUUGUUCGCAAGGUCAUCCUUUACGAGAAGCCCGAUGCCAUCUACUGCACCUUUGGUGGCCAGACCGCUCUGUCGGUUGGUAUCCAGCUCAAGGAUGAGUUCGAGGCGCUCGGCGUCAAGGUCUUGGGAACGCCCAUCGAUACCAUCAUCACGACUGAGGACCGUGAGCUGUUCGCCCGGAGCAUGGACUCUAUUGGUGAGAAAUGCGCCAAGUCUGCCUCCGCCAACAAUGUCGAGGAAGCUAUGAGGGUUGUCAAGGACAUUGGCUUUCCGGUCAUUGUCCGCGCCGCAUAUGCCCUCGGUGGCCUCGGCAGCGGUUUCGCUAACAACGACGCCGAACUUCUUGAUCUCUGCAACAAAGCCUUCGCCGCCAGCCCCCAGGUGCUGAUCGAGCGUAGUAUGAAGGGCUGGAAGGAGAUCGAAUACGAAGUCGUCAGAGAUUGCCAGGACAACUGCAUUACGGUAUGCAACAUGGAGAAUUUUGAUCCUCUCGGCAUCCACACUGGCGAUUCGAUCGUCGUCGCUCCUUCUCAGACGCUCUCGGACGAAGACUACAACAUGCUCCGGACGACGGCCGUUAACGUUAUCCGCCAUCUCGGAGUGGUCGGCGAGUGCAACAUUCAAUACGCGCUUAACCCCUUCUCCAAGGAGUAUUGCAUCAUUGAGGUCAAUGCUAGACUGUCCCGGUCUUCGGCCCUGGCUUCCAAGGCCACUGGCUACCCUCUUGCCUUCAUUGCCGCCAAGUUGGGUCUCGGCAUCCCUCUAAAGGAAAUCAAGAACAGCGUCACCAAGGUCACCUGUGCUUGCUUCGAGCCCUCUCUUGACUACGUCGUGGUCAAGAUGCCUCGUUGGGAUCUCAAGAAGUUCACCCGUGUCUCCACCCAGCUCGGCUCAUCCAUGAAGAGUGUCGGCGAAGUCAUGAGCAUCGGUAGAACUUUCGAGGAAGCUAUCCAGAAGGCCAUCCGCGCCAUUGAUUUCCACAACCUAGGCUUCAACGAGACACCGGCGCUUAUGUCGAUUGACGAUGAGCUCCAAACCCCGUCUGACCAACGCCUCUUCGCCAUCGCAAACGCCAUGGCUGCCGGGUACUCUGUCGAGAGAAUUUGGGAGUUGACCAAGAUCGACAAGUGGUUCCUCGACAGGCUCAAGGGCCUCAACGACUUCGCCAACAAGAUGAAGGACUUCAAGGCUGCGGGUGGCAGCCUCCGGCCCGGGAUCCUCCUCCAGGCCAAGCAACUGGGCUUCUGUGAUCGUCAGAUUGCCAAGUUCUGGGGCUCUACCGAGCUCGCCGUUCGUGGCAUGCGUCUUGAGGCCGGCAUCACCCCUUUCGUGAAGCAGAUCGACACGGUGGCCGCCGAGUUCCCCGCCUACACCAACUACCUCUACCUCACCUACAACGCCAGCGCGCAUGACAUCACGUUCGACGACAACGGCGUCAUGGUGCUUGGCUCGGGUGUGUACCGCAUCGGCUCUUCGGUCGAGUUCGACUGGUGUUCCGUGAGGGCAAUUCGCACCCUUCGCGAGUCGAACUGCAAGACUAUCAUGGUUAAUGUAAGUGUAUAG
Messenger RNA from Chaetomium globosum CBS 148.51, 3099 nucleotides. RefSeq lists its product as uncharacterized. Bases 1 to 3099 code for a protein of 1032 amino acids. Gene Ontology annotation, biological process: L-glutamine metabolic process; L-citrulline biosynthetic process; UTP biosynthetic process. The transcript is spliced from 2 exons. The record is from RefSeq and is a predicted model, not a curated record. Gene Ontology annotation, molecular function: aspartate carbamoyltransferase activity; carbamoyl-phosphate synthase (glutamine-hydrolyzing) activity; metal ion binding. Gene Ontology annotation, cellular component: cytoplasm; cytosol. NCBI's taxonomy places the organism in Eukaryota, Fungi, Ascomycota, Sordariomycetes, Sordariales, Chaetomiaceae.